Messenger RNA from Polyodon spathula (Mississippi paddlefish), 3032 nucleotides. RefSeq names its product retinol dehydrogenase 14-like. The record is from RefSeq and is a predicted model, not a curated record. Bases 156 to 1082 code for a protein of 308 amino acids. The transcript has 4 exons. Lineage: Eukaryota; Metazoa; Chordata; Actinopteri; Acipenseriformes; Polyodontidae.
UGUACGGGCUUGCUGGUACUUGGUUCAAUACGUUAUGCAUGGCCGGUGGUGGUAGUUUCAGGAAAAGUGCAAAUCAUACGGCUUGCACAGUAUAGCCGUAGCCCGUAAUAGUCGUUUGAAUUACUGUCGCCUGUGUUUAACAGCAGUAUUGUGAAAUGUAUGUUCUGGGCACAGUGGUUGCAUGCUUGGUUUGUUUUCUGCUUUUGAAAUGGACGAAGAGGAGACGAUUCUGCCUCGAUACAAAAAGACUACAUGGCAAGACAGUGCUUAUCACAGGGGGACAUUGUGGGAUUGGGAAGGAGACAGCGAUCGCUCUGGCUCAGCGAGGAGCCCGGGUGAUUAUUGCCUGUCGAGACUCUGGGAAAGCCGAAGAGGCAGUGAGGGAGAUUAGGAGAGCGAGCUGCAGCAUGAAUGUGCAGCACAUGAAACUGAACCUGGCGAACCUGCAGUCCAUCCGAGACUUCAGUGAGGCACUGCUGAAGAGAGAGAAGCGGCUGGACGUGUUGAUCAAUAAUGCUGGAAUGCCGUGUGUCCUGGACUGGACAGACGAUGGCUUCAGCAUGUGCUUUGGCGUCAAUCACCUGGGUCACUUUCUGCUCACCAAUCUCCUGCUUGGCCGCUUGAAGGAGUCGUCCCCGAGCCGUGUCAUCAGCCUCACCUCCUCUAUGUACAAGUACCAGAAACUGGACUUCCAGGAUCUGAACUACAACAUCGUGCCUUUCUUCACCUACUGCCGGAGCAAGCUGGCCAACAUCUACUUCACUCAGGAACUGGCCAGGAUGAUGGAAGGGAAAGGAGUGACUGCAUAUUCUGUACACCCAGGGUUUGUUCACAGUGACUGGACGUCCCACUUCUCCUCAGUGUUUCGCAUGCUGCUGUGGUUUGUCAUGGUCUUGGUUUCCGUGCCCUGUGAAGUUGCUGCUCAGACCGUCGUUCACUGUGCUGUAGCAGAUGAAGUCCUACAGCACAAUGGGAAGGUUUUUUUCGACUGCCAGCCCGCCAAACUCCACCCCUUCGCGGAGGAUGAGGGGGCGGCUAAAAAGCUGUGGGAAGCAAGUGAGAGGAUGGUAAACCUCAUCUGACAGAACCCUGUUCUGAUUUGGUGACUGCGAUGAUUGAUUCCAGAUUGGAGGUCAAACCACUGAAGUCAAUGGGACGGGGUCUCAAAUGAAUAACUAACUGUGUUUCAUUUCCAUCAGUGGUUUACACUCACACGGGAAACAUUUUUUGGCACAGGUUGGAAUGCUUCAUUCUGUUAAAACAGUUUAAAUUUACUUGCAUGUUCCUGUGCUGACGCAGAUCAAAGUGCAAAUGAAUGCACUGAGUUUGCUGUAGAGGAGUUCAGGCUCGUAGUCUGCGUUUCUUAUUGAUUCUCAGCCUGGAUGAAUGAGGAGGAGUACAGGCUCGUAGUCUGCAUUUCUUAUUGAUUCUCAGGCUGGAUGAAUGAGGAGGAGUACAGGCUCGUAGUCUGCAUUUCUUAUUGAUUCUCAGCCUGGAUGAAUGAGGAGGAGUACAGGCUCGUAGUCUGCAUUUCUUAUUGAUUCUCAGCCUGGAUGAAUGAGGAGGAGUUCAGGCUCGUAGUCUGCGUUUCUUAUUGAUUCUCAGCCUGGAUGAAUGUAGAGGAGUUCAGGCUCGUAGUCUGCAUUUCUUAUUGAUUCUCAGCCUGGAUGAAUGAGGAGGAGUACAGGCUCGUAGUCUGCGUUUCUUAUUGAUUCUCAGCCUGGAUGAAUGAGGAGGAGUACAGGCUCGUAGUCUGCAUUUCUUAUUGAUUCUCAGCCUGGAUGAAUGAGGAGGAGUACAGGCUCGUAGUCUGCAUUUCUUAUUGAUUCUCAGCCUGGAUGAAUGAGGAGGAGUACAGGCUCGUAGUCUGCGUUUCUUAUUGAUUCUCAGCCUGGAUGAAUGAGGAGGAGUACAGGCUCGUAGUCUGCGUUUCUUAUUGAUUCUCAGCCUGGAUGAAUGAGGAGGAGUACAGGCUCGUAGUCUGCGUUUCUUAUUGAUUCUCAGCCUGGAUGAAUGUAGAGGAGUACAGGCUCGUAGUCUGCAUUUCUUAUUGAUUCUCAGCCUGGAUGAAUGAGGAGGAGUACAGGCUCGUAGUCUGCGUUUCUUAUUGAUUCUCAGCCUGGGUGAAUGUAGAGGAGUACAGGCUCGUAGUCUGCAUUUCUUAUUGAUUCUCAGGCUGGAUGAAUGUAGAGGAGUUCAGGCUCGUAGUGUGCAUUUCUUAUUGAUUCUCAGCCUGGAUGAAUGAGGAGGAGUACAGGCUCGUAGUCUGCAUUUCUUAUUGAUUCUCAGCCUGGAUGAAUGUAGAGGAGUACAGGCUCGUAGUCUGCAUUUCUUAUUGAUUCUCAGGCUGUAAAGUUCUUGUUCUUUACCCUAAAAUGCAGUGGAAUGAUCCCAACCUGUAGCAAUACUGUGUACUGUAUUUAUUGACUGUCAUGCUGUAUAGCAGUACCAGAGUGAAUUUUUGGCGCGGGUACAGUGUGAUACAUUACUGUAGGAGGGGGUCCUGCACCACAAUAAGACAUUCUAAGACUUUGUUCAAGUUAUUUCCAACCCACCAGAAGGUACUGUAAUUUAAUCUGUAUUGCAGUAUGACCUCUCUGCACUUCAUGAUAAUGUCAGUGGCUGUUCUGCUACAGUAUUCCUUGCUUGAAUGAUUACGUUAGCUUUACAGUUUUACAGUUAGUGCCGUAUCUGCAAUGCAAAUCCAGUGUCUCAGAUAUAGCACGACUUUGGAUUUCGUUACAGGUAAACUACUGAAAAAGUCACAAAUUGCUAACUACAACUGCAGUGGGAUCCAAAUAUAAUGUACAUUCGAAUGCAUGUGAAGUGAAAACGUUUUAAAAUGCUAGUAUACGAUGUCAGUUAUGCAUCACUGUCUUUUUAUUUUUGUUAUUUUAUAUAAUUCUGUGUAUAUGCGCACACAAUAUGACUUGUAUGAAAUAAAAAUAUAUAUUUCUCAGGUUUAAAACUGAUACUGUACGUCAUCUACUGUAUAUACAAGUUAUGUAUGUGGGGCUUUUAACCUGGUAUCA